UCGAAAUUCAAACAAAAUAUUUCCUUUAGAUGCAGCUGUUGAACUUUUUCGCAAAACUAUUGAGAAAAUGAUUUAGACAAAUAAUUUAAAUCAAAAAAAUUACACAAACAGUUAAAAAUGGCAACAUGGACCAAAAAUCAACCAAGUGGUGGUUCAUCAAGACGCAAAUGGAAUUUGGAUGAUCGCACUACUUUGAAUAAUUUAAAAUAUCAUAUAGCCGCGGAAGGCUGUUCUGAAGUACAAUAUGAUUUGGCCAAACAAUUAUUGGAUAAAAAUAUAGAGCACAAUGAAGAAAGUUCUGGAGAACAGGCGGUACAUUGGCUAUUGUGUGCUGCUCAACAGGGUCAUGAAGAGGCGGCCAAUUUAUUGCAAAAGUGCUAUGAAGAAGGUUGUGGCAUUAAUGCAGAAAAUGAGCACGAAGUGCGUUCUUGUUUAUCCAUGACACCAGGCGAAAGAGCUGCGCGAAAGGCUGCUCGUGAACUUUUUGCUUGUCUUUCGAAUGGCGGUAAACAUAUAUCACCGCGACAACUGGAACGUAAAAUGCGUGAAAUUUAUAAAAUGCAAAAGGCAAAAAGACAACCGGAUGACUCCACGUCUACAUCAGAAGAUGAUAUGGAUGAUGAAGACCUGGGCCAUCAACCUCUGGAAGAUGGUAGUGCAGCUGUACCUAAUGGUUCCAUAAAUUUACAUGCGCAUAGAACACAGGACAGACGCAAAAGACAGCGCAGGAGUCAUUUAAAUGUUCCCGAAAACUUUGCCGAUAAUGAUCCCAAUAUUACCGAGGAGAAUCUCGUUUCUGCUGCAGUAAAUUAUGCUGCGGGUCGCAUGCCAGCUGUUAAUGAUGCUCUCACACUUACUGUACCACAUCCUGCUUCUUUGGAUCAUGUUCCUUGUUUCCAUCGUUUGCUCUUUCAUCCUAUAUUGUUUUUCACCCUAAUGUACCAUCGACUGAUUAAUAUGGUCUCUGAUUUUCCUAAACGUGUACCACAAAGUGUACGUUUUGCGGUGUUGCUAACUCUCUACUGGCUGGUCUCCAGUGAUAAUCUAACCGUGCUACUGCCCAUUGGCUUUUAUUACCUGUGCUGGAGUGUGAUGAUUUGGUCCACCUGUAAAAUGUUAAAAACUAAACAUGAUUUCAUAGAUUUUCGCAUAUGGUCUGGAUUGUUUCUCAGAUAUGGGGACCACAAUAUAGAGGCUGAUAUAUCUGAGAAUCGUUUUUUGAAAAACAAUAUGCAGCCGUAUUUGUAUUUUUUCUGUGCUUUUAUUGGCAAUUUGUUGGUGUAUCCUUUAAUUUCCUCUGAAUGGCUACCGCAUUCAGAACUUACCACUGUGGCAGGCAUUUUUGUGUUUGUUUCAAUGCUAGCGUUUAUGUAUUCGUCCCAACGUUUUCCCGAUUGGAUUGUUUUAGUGUCGUUCGGUGUUAAUGUACUGGCAAAAUAUCCCUAUGAAAUGGAUGAAGUCGUCACCACGGGUUGGCGUUUUUUAGAUCUUAAAGUUCCCACUUUUUGUUCGUUUGUCAUUGGUAAUGGCAUAGAGUUUUGUUUGAAUUGUCGCACGGCUUUGUAUUUGUUAAUUCCCAUGUUUUUGGUGCAUCUGGCCAAGAGAUCUAAUUGGCAUGGCACUUACACUCAUCUAAUACCACAUUGUGUUACCCUUAGUUGGCUGCAGUUGUGCAUAACAAGUGCUCAAAGUGCCACUAUGUUUGGUGUGGUAAGAGCAACAUUGGGUCUAGCUGGAAUUUUACUAUUUUUACCAUUAUUUGGCUUAGUUUCGUUGUUAAUACCAGUCUUUGUUGUUAUUGAAUGGCUGGGAUUUACGGAUCCCAAUAUACGAUUGUUUAGCACUGUGGUAGCUUCGUUACUGGCUCUUUUGGGAUCCUGUUUUUUGGCUAUAAAUCGUACCACUCAGAAGUAUAUAACAGUGAUACAGCUCUUUAUCUGCGUCACCUUUGCCUGUGUCCUAACAUUCCCUUAUAUGACCUCCAACUUUAAAGAUACCACGCGCUUCAAUACAAUAAUACCUGAUCUUAAACAUCAACCCGUAAUCACUUCCCUGCCAGUGGAAGAAACCCAUAUGCCGCCACCACCCUCAGAGUAUUUGAGUUGGCAACGUUUCUAUUCACACUGUGGACCUCAGGCCUGGUGGAGGGAUAACAAUAAAAUUAAAACUCAACUUAAGUGUGCCCAUUUAGAAGGACAGGCUGUAGCCUGGGAAGGUGACGUCACCCAAGUACAAAUAACUAGUGUUCACAAUAAACCGGCCUGGUACAUUAAUAAAUAUCUACCCGCUUGGCUUAAUCGCAUGAUUUCAUGCCUGUACGGUGAACGUUUGGAAACUUUAUUCAAAUGCCAGAAACCGCAUGAUCAAUUGUGUCUUGAUUAUCAAAACAUUUUAAAAAGUUCCCACUUGGAUCAACGUUGCUCGUUACACAAAUGGAAUACCUAUGAAUAUGAGAUUCGUGUUAAAAUGUCUUCAGGUUUACUGGACAAACGUCAGGAGGUUAUCUUGCAGGCUCAACAUAAAUUCGGUAAUUUUACUCGUCGUUUGGUAGAGGGUGAUCGUGUACAUUUUUAUGGUACUCUCAGCAAUAGUCGCACGGUUUCUUGGCCUUCACCGGAGAGAUAUGAGGAAUAUAUAUUGGGUUCUUCUAUGGCACAUAUAAAACUGGCGGCUAUUGAGUGUUUACAAUGUCAAGAUCGUGACAAUAAUCCUGUUAUAUUGGAUUCUCUCCUAAAAUCACCUGUUGAUGCUCGUAUGCGUGAUUUGAUGCGCGGUAUUAAAUAUUUACUCAAUGUAUUUUUAAGUCCUUUAAUAACAUUUAAAUGAAAUGUUCUUUUUAGUUAUUAUUUGUUAAGGUUGUUUUUUUUUCUUUUUAUUAAUUUUUUUUACUUUAAUUUCUAAACUUAAAAUUUAAUUAAGUUUUUGUAGUUUAUACUUUGAGGUUAUUUUUUUUCUUUCAAAUAUGUAGUUAGUAAAAAAAAACUUUACUCAAAAAUAACCCAACCAACAUUAAUAUUGUAAUUUAUUAAUAAAUUAACAAAAAAAAAACUAAAAUGUAUACAUGUGUAUAAAUUGUAUGUGUAUGUAAAUGAAUAAUAAACGAACAAACGAAAAUGUUA
Molecule: messenger RNA, 3119 nt
Organism: Lucilia cuprina (Australian sheep blowfly)
Lineage: Eukaryota; Metazoa; Arthropoda; Insecta; Diptera; Calliphoridae
Gene: wfs1
Product: wolframin
Exons: 4
Coding region: 118-2826 (902 amino acids)
Biological process (GO): calcium ion homeostasis; endoplasmic reticulum unfolded protein response
Cellular component (GO): endoplasmic reticulum membrane
Molecular function (GO): protein binding
Source: RefSeq, a predicted model, not a curated record